Messenger RNA from Penicillium pulvis, 1617 nucleotides. RefSeq lists its product as uncharacterized. Lineage: Eukaryota; Fungi; Ascomycota; Eurotiomycetes; Eurotiales; Aspergillaceae. The coding region runs from base 1 to 1617 and encodes 538 amino acids. The record is from RefSeq and is a predicted model, not a curated record. The transcript is spliced from 5 exons. Gene Ontology annotation, molecular function: transmembrane transporter activity. Gene Ontology annotation, biological process: transmembrane transport.
AUGUCUGUUGUAGACCGGAAAAUUAACAUUGAGCUUGUAGAGGAUAUUCAGCCUCCCCAGACACAGAAAGAUGAUAUUCUGGUUGACGCUGCAGGAAGUAUCCAGCGACUGCCCGUGCCCAGCAAUGAUUCUAACGAUCCUCUGAAUUUCACAAUUUGGGAGAAGGCCGGUGUGAUUGUCAGCUGCUGCUGGUUUUCGAUCAUGUCCCUCUCUGUGGUUGGUGGUCUGGGGGCCAUUCUUGGUGCCUUCAUAGAGAUGUACGGCGCUGAGGGCGUUAGCACAACUCACACAGUCUGGCUGAGCACGUUCCCUUCAUUAUUUGUCGGCGUUGGGAACUAUUUAAUCCUUCCUUUGGGUCUCAUCUAUGGUCGCAGGUUUGCGGCAAUCUUGUCAAUUCUUGUCAAUUUCGCUGCAACUAUUGGGUGCGCAGUAUCCCAGAACUUCCAACAACAUUUCUCUCUGCGUAUCAUACAAGGAUUGGCGACAGGGGCCACCGAGUCCCUUCUUCCAUUAAUGCUCUCCGAAGUGACGUUUAUCCAUCAACGAGGAUUGGUCUUCGGUCUAUACUGGACAACUCAGAACGUUGUAACCAGCUGCUUGAACCUCGCUAGCUCAUAUGAGGUUGUGGCCCUUGGAUGGCGAUGGUUCUACUGGGUAUAUGUUAUUGCGAUCGGCGUUGGCCUCGUCUUGGUUGUGUUUGGUUGUUUUGAAACCAAAUAUCAGCGUCGUACACAAUUUCUUGAUGGACAGGUCGUCGUGACAGAUCAAUUUGGUAUAACGCAGGUUUUCACUGCGGCGGAGGCCCAAGGCUAUCUGCAAUCACUAGAUGCGGACGAUGACAUGAAUAUCCCGGACGAGGCACGACCUAAGAAGUCAUACCCUCAGAUGCUGAAGCUGUGGCAGGCGCCUGCGAAGAAUCCCGUUCGAACAGUUCUCAUGACCUGGCUCCAUAUGUUUGAGGCAUUUACUUCCCCGGGUAUUUUAUACGCUACACUGUUGGCAUCGGUGGUUCUGGGUUGCUCUAUAGGAAUGUCGCUAACGUAUGAUACUGUGCUCCAAAGCUACGGCUGGCCUGCCAAAAAUGUGGGCUUGAUCAAUCUAGGAGGAGUAUUUGGUGGCUUUGGAGGCAUGUUAUAUGCCGGUAUAUUUGGUGACUGGUAUGUUUUGCACAUGGCCAAGCGCUCUGGUGGUGUCCAUACUCCAGAGCACCGACUGAUUCUAUUGAUCAUCCCUGGAAUCCUCAUCGUCAUCUCCCUUCUCCUUUAUGGCUUCACUGCAGGUGGUGGCUGUACUUGGGGUGGGCCUUUCAUGGGUUGGACCAUUCUUCAAGUUGCUUUUGUUUCGGUCUUGAUUCUUUCUACAUCCUUUGCGGCUGAGGCAUGGGAGAAGAAUCCUGGACCUGCCCUUGUAGCUGUUGUUGGCACCAAGAAUAUCAUCGCCUUUGGCAUCAGCUAUGGGCUAAUUCCAAUGGUUGCAAAGUACAGCUACCCGACUGCUAUGGGUAUUCUCACUGCUGUCACAGCUGGUGUUUUUCUCCUGGGAGUUCCUGUGUACCUUUUCAAUCCUGCCUGGCGUCGGUACAUACAGAGGCGAGAAUCCUCGAAGCCAACACUAUGA